This is a messenger RNA of Phyllostomus discolor (pale spear-nosed bat), 1501 nucleotides long. RefSeq lists its product as uncharacterized. The transcript has 2 exons. The record is from RefSeq and is a predicted model, not a curated record. The coding region runs from base 236 to 886 and encodes 216 amino acids. NCBI's taxonomy places the organism in Eukaryota, Metazoa, Chordata, Mammalia, Chiroptera, Phyllostomidae.
GUCAGUGACCACGUGGGCGUGGGGUGGUCCUGCCCCCACCUGGACUGCAUGCUCUGGCCUCAGGCACCCGAGUCUCUCCCGUGGGCUGGGCUGGGCACACAGUAGGAGCCUUGAGAGGGCUCGCUGGUGGCCAGAGGUGCUGCGGGAGCAGAGAACUCCUCCUCAGUAAUUCCACCAAGGCAGCAAAGAGGGAGGAAGGGGCUUGGGAAGUCCUUGAGUAACAGGACGAAAAGCGAUGGCGAUGGGCCUCGCUCAGAGCCGUUCAGAGGAGGAAGAGCCCGGAGUCCUUGCUGCCCUUCCCAGGGCCUGGCGUUCUCCCCCCUCCCGCAGUGAAGGUCACAUGAGAGGAGCAGCCCCCCCCCCCUGCAACCCCCACCGUCUUCAAGGCGUGGGAGUGGGGAGAACACAGCUGAGGGAGGGACCCCAGGAGAAGGAUUCGCGGCUGGGACCUGAGAGGCGGCGCGCCCCGAAGCCCAGCGCCGCGAGCGCUGGUGUCCUCGGAAGGGCGGAGCCGUCCCCGCACCGUCGCCUCUUCCGGAGCGGGAGGCCGCCUCGCGGACCCAGUUCGCAGACGGAGAAACGGGGAACCCGGACACCGCCAGCACUGCGCACCGCCGAGCGGCAGGCGGAGAGGGAGAGAGGCUGGGACUUCACGAGAGCAACGGCUCACGUUGACCGAGCUCUUACCCGGGUCUGGGGCUUUCCGAGCCUCCGCCCCGGCGAUCCCUGCACCCGCUCCGCAGGCGCACGAUUCUGUCAGCCCGCUCUCCAGCUGAGGAAGCCGGGUUUAGAGGGAAGGGCCCUGCUGCGCGUCACCCAACAGCCGGGCGCGGGCCACUGCACCGUGCCGCCCUUCUCUGGACCGCACUGGGCUUGGGGGUGCUGAGCAGCGCGGAGGCCUGGGGCUUCCCGGCCGCGUGGCGCAGCGGGGGAGCUUUGGGUGGGGGGCGCGCGCGCUACCCUGGCCCGGCCUCCCCCGCGCCGCGCCGCAGCUGCCCCCGCGCCGCCACCAGAUGGCAGCAGACGCUGUGCGAUCGCUGCGUCGGGAGGGAGCUCACGGCCAGGCCAAGGCCGGAGCAGGGUCUGCAGGGCCCACCUGCAGCGCGCCCCCGGAAGCGGGCCUCCCGCCCGGGCUGCGCCGGACCCCGCAGGUGGCACAGGCCGUGGGGGAGUCGGCUGGGGCCCGCAGCUGGUCCUCCAGCGACCGCCUCACGCCGCUCCAGGCGCGCGUGCUGAUUGGCUGUGGCCGAGGCCCGGAUGCUGGAGGAGCGAUCGCUCCCGCGGGCGGGCGGCGGCCGCAGGAGAGGGCCGGCUGCCCCGAGUGCGCCCUCUAGCCGUUCACACUUCUCUCGCUCUGCUGCCGCCCCACCUCCACGAGGGGACUGUCACCUCACUGGACCCCCGAGGGAAGUGUGGCCUGGAUAGGCCCAGGCUGAGAACUCGGUGGCGGAUGGCCCGGAGGGACCCUGUGCAGGGUCUCCACGCCCUGAGGCCUGGGCCG